Molecule: messenger RNA, 906 nt
Organism: Arachis ipaensis
Lineage: Eukaryota; Viridiplantae; Streptophyta; Magnoliopsida; Fabales; Fabaceae
Source: RefSeq, a predicted model, not a curated record
AUGGUGGAAAGCAGUGCCAGGUUCUCACCAUAUCGAUCGUCGCUUAAAAUUAUCAAGCAACAAGGUACAUUGGAGGCCGCUCUAAACACAAUAUGGAGACAACCAGAAGGCUUUCGGAUUUUAGAUCACGGAGGUAACAAAUUCCAAUUUUUCUUCAAGGAUGAAAUCGAAUUGCUCAAUGUGGAGAAAGGGGUUCCUUGGUUGUUCAAGAAUUAUAUUCUAAAUCUGAAAAGAUGGAAGGAAGAUUCAAUUAUCAAUGAUGUAGAAUUCUCUCAUGUUCCUAUAUGGGUACAACUGUGGGGUUUAUCGGAGCAAUGUAAAACCAAAGGAUUGGGAAAAAGAGUAGGAGAGACGCUGGAAAAGGUGAUGGAUGUUGCUGUAUUCUCUAUGAAGGGAAAGAAGGAGAGGAUUUUAAAAAUUCAAAUCCUCCUAGACAUCACAAAACCAUUGAGGAGGAAGAUAAGAAUCUCGGGAAGCAACAACAAAAUUAUUGACCUUCAGCUUAAGUACGUGAGGAUUGGUAAUUUUUGUUAUUGUUGUGGGUGCAUCGGGCAUGAGAUUAGGGCGUGCUCAGAAAACCUAGCAAAUAUAGCGCAAGGAGGAGAAGAAGAAGCGGAAUGGGGAGCAUGGCUAAGGGCAAAUCAAUUCGGUAGGAGAGUGGAGGAUCAAAAAGAAAAUAACAAUCCAAAUCAACCCAAUGCUGCACAGGAAGACAUAGAUAAACAGAAAAAACCAAUCCCAGUUAACCUGAUAAGAGAAUUUGCAAGUCUCUUUGUUCAGGACCAGAACUCACAAAUCAAACAAGAUGAUCAACAGGUGCAAAGUGGCCAAAAAAUGCUAAUAAUAGAAAGGAAUAAGGGGGGAGUUCAGAAACACGGGAAGAAGGAGAUAAAGACAGCAACAUAG